Megalopta genalis is the source of this 2880-nucleotide messenger RNA. RefSeq names its product organic cation transporter protein. Lineage: Eukaryota; Metazoa; Arthropoda; Insecta; Hymenoptera; Halictidae. Gene Ontology annotation, biological process: transmembrane transport. Gene Ontology annotation, molecular function: transmembrane transporter activity. The record is from RefSeq and is a predicted model, not a curated record. Gene Ontology annotation, cellular component: membrane.
AUCUGUGUAUUUACGGUCGUGCCACGAAGCCGAGUUGGACGAUCCGAGCGAGCGGCCGAGUCAGUUUCGCACGAGCAAGACGCGCGAGCAAACGCUUUUCUCGCACAUUUUAGUCGAUCGCCGUAGCUCGCGCACGACGCAUGGCCGCACAGAGUGCCGCUCUCUCACGAUCCAGAGAUCUCGAAUAGAAUUAUCUCUCGCGCGAGCCGGCAAAAAAACAUCGUAGGAAAACACCGCCGAUCGAAGGCUCGCACGUGCGCCACACCGAUAACAGUUUCGAUCCCGUUCGCAUCGAUCGAUCCCGCCUUAAAUCUGGAACAUUCUUCACGCCGGUGGACUCGGUGGACUCUCUCCGUUCCCCGAGAAAACGACCCCGUUGUCGCUGGGCCUUUUACGGGACCGGCGGGCACAGGCCCUUCGCUUCGCUCCGGACACAACGCUCUCCUCGUUUUCCGCACGGACGCGAAUUUCUCGCGUCGCCGGGCCCGCCGAUAGAUCGGGCUCCAAGGUGCGCCGGCCGCUGUCGAUUGGCGGGAAACGAUCGGCAACGUUUUAUUGGGAAUAAUAAAACUGGCUCGCUCGUAAUUGUGCGUCGGCGUCGAUCGCGGCACUGCGAUACGCAAGCUGCGCCGGAAAAGCGGACCGCGCUCCGGACCGAGUGAAAACACCGGGGAACACCUGUUCGCCGCGCCGUGAUCAACAGAUAACACAUUUACGAAAAUAAACCGUGUACCUAUCGCGAAGAAACGAAAUAGCUGCGCAACCAGGCAGUGAUAUGAAGAAUACUCAAACCAACAAUUAUGCGGGUGUGAACGGCAAGCAAGUGGUAACAAAUGGCAAAGAGGAUUAUGCGGACAACGACGAGGAGGUCGAUGCCGUGCAGGAGGCGAUCGGGGACCUUGGCAGAUGGCAAAUUUACGUGUGUCUGGCAAUCUCGUUGGUCAAGUUCCCGAUUGCUUGGCACCAGCUCGCGAUCGUCUUCAUGGCGCCACACCAGCAGUACAACUGCACCGCGCCAGCUCGCACAGAAUCGUUCGACCAGUGCAUAGUCAAUGUCAAUGGUACACUGACGGAGUGCACCGAGUGGGAGUACGACAAGAGCACGUUUUCCGAGACGAUCACGUCGCAGUGGAACUUAGUAUGCAGUCGAACGCAUUACGCCAAUAUCCAGCAAUCUAUUUUGAUGUUCGGCGUGCUUUUGGGCAAUAUUAUAUUUGGCAAUCUAGCAGAUAGAUAUGGCAGGAAGAUGCCGUUGAUGGUGUCCGUGAUUCUCCAGCUGAUUUCCGGUAUCGGCUGCGCGGUGGUGCCGUGGUUUCCGGCGCUGUUGCUGAUGAAAUUGCUCAGUGCCUUGGCCACUGGCGGCACGAUGGUUACCAGUUACGUUAUUUGUAUGGAGAUCGUCGGCACGCAAUGGAGGGCAGCCAUCACAGUACUUUAUCAAAUUCCAUUUAGUUUGGGCCACAUGUCACUGGCCGGUCUUGCAUUUCUAUUCCGCCAUUGGCAACACCUGCAGAUCGCGAUCACGCUGCCUUCUAUAAUCCUUCUGAGCUACUGGUGGAUCGUUCCUGAAUCUCCAAGAUGGUUGCUGGCAUUUGGCAGGCAACGGGCAGCCUGCAAAGUUCUACAAAAGGCCGCUAAUAUUAAUAAGAUAGAAAACAAGGACAUUCCAGACUUGGUUAGGCAACACUGUUUGCACCAGAAUUCCAAACGGACCGAAUCGGACCACAAGGCUUCCUUCAUAGAUCUCUUCCGCACGCCGAACAUGAGGGUGAAGUCCUUGUCGAUCUUCUUCAAUUGGAUCGUCUGCGGAAUGGGUUUGUUCGGGAUGUCGCAAUACAUUGGACAAGUCGGCGGCAAUAUUUUUCUGAAUUUCACGGUAUCAGGCGCGAUUCAGAUACCCGGAAAUUUCGUCGCUUGGUGGGCAAUGAACAGAUUGGGUAGAAGGAUCACGUUGAUCGCUAGCAACACGAUCACCGGCGUCGCCGCUCUCUUGCUGAUCGUCGUCUCGAAUGAUAUCGCAUGGCUUCGAUUGAUUCUAGUCUGUACCGGCAUCGUCGGCAUGUCGGUCUCCUUCACUACGGUCUACUUGUUCUCCGGCGAAUUAUUCCCCACGGUUGUUCGAAACAUUGGCGUGGGCACUAGCAGCAUGUGCGCGAGAAUAGGUUCCAUCACGGCACCAUUCGUGGUCUCUUUGGAUCAUAUUCAAACAUGGCUUCCGCCGGCCUUCUUUGGGAUUCUGCCACUUGUUGGUGCUGCGCUCUGUCUUCUGCUACCAGAAACUGUUGGGUGUACACUUCCGGAAACGCUUCACGACGGUGAAGAAUUUGGAAAGAAACCGCGCAAGAUAAAGAAGAAACCGAAGGAUGUCGAGGCGGAAGCAGCGCUGUGAACGAUAACUGCAACGAAAGCCAUGCGACGGAGUGUUUUUUUAAACGAAGUGCGACGGGGCAAUAGCGAGAAAUCGAGAACAUUGAUUUUCGUAGAGUAAUUAGGUGUAUAUAUAUACAUAUAAGUAAUACUGAGAUCAUUCCGCGUUCUUAUUUAUUACGUUACAUUCACAAUUUUUAACGGCAUCCGAAGAACACUGUUUUUCUUUCUCUUCGCGCAUACCUAGAAACAUAUCAAUCUCAUAUUCCAGCCGAAAUUGACCUUGUCAUUCGUAUUUGACGGAAUCGAGCAGCGUAUCCGCGCGAAACAAUGGGACACUCUUUUAGGCGAAUAGAAUUCUAUUAGAUGGUCCCCCAUUUGUUGGACGAAUAUUUUUGAUACCGGUGUUUACAAGACCACGAGGAGCAUUAUCUACUGCCAACAGACAGUUGCAAAGGAAGUGCCUUGUACCAUUUGUAUGCGAAUGUAUAAAUAGAUCUUAUAUUUUAUAGA